AUGUUGAAAGAAUUCAAAGAGGAGAUGAUGAAGACGUUUGAAAUGUCUGAUCUUGGGGAGUUAAAGUAUAUUCUCGGAUUAGAAGUAAAGAAUUUGAAUGAUGGUCUCUUUGUGUCUCAGCACAAAUAUGCAGCUAAUCUAUUAAACAAGUUUGGAAUGGAAAAUUGCAACUCAGCUACAACUCCAAUGAAUACAAAUGAGCAUCUUCAAUUACAUGAUGAUUCUGAGAAUGUCUGUUCCACAAAAUACAGAAGAAUUGUGGGUGGUUUGCUCUAUCUCACUCACACUAAACCAGACCUCAUGUUUGCUGUGUCCACUGUGUCACGAUUCAUGAGCUCUCCUUCUUCUCAUCACUAUGGUGCAUUAAAGAGGAUACUCAGGUAUGUGAAAGGCACUCUGAAUUAUGGUUUGUUCUAUAAAACAAUAGGUGGUUUGGAAUUGCAAGGCCAUUCGGACAGCGAUUGGGGUGGAUCCAUUGAUGAUAGGCGAAGCACUUCAGGCUGGUGUUUUUCUCUUAGAUCAGCUGUCAUUGCUUGGAGCUCGAAGAAGCAAACCAUUGCUGCACUUUCCAGUACUGAAGCUGAGUACAUUACACUCACCUCUGCAGCCUGUGAAGCAGUUUGGUUGAGAAGGUUAAUGAAUGAUUUGUAUGAGAAACAAACAAGUGCAUCAGUUAUAUACUGUGACAGCAAUCAGCCAUUCAAAUUGCUAGAAACCCAAUACAUCAUGGAAGAACAAAACAUAUUGACACCCGUUAUCACUUCAUCAGAGAUCUAG
Dioscorea cayenensis subsp. rotundata (Guinea yam) is the source of this 777-nucleotide messenger RNA. RefSeq lists its product as uncharacterized. The record is from RefSeq and is a predicted model, not a curated record. The coding region runs from base 1 to 777 and encodes 258 amino acids. NCBI's taxonomy places the organism in Eukaryota, Viridiplantae, Streptophyta, Magnoliopsida, Dioscoreales, Dioscoreaceae. The transcript has a single exon.